GGAGCAGCAACAUCAACCUCACCCCACUCUCCACUGGACAGCAAAGGCUAUAUCCAAUCUAAUCUAAUCUUCGGCAAUUGACGCUCCGCGCCCUGAAAGCACCGCGCCUGCAGUUCAAUGACACCUCUGUCCGGUCAGAUCAAUAUUACCGACGUUUGUCUUUUUCCUUGAUUGGUCUAAUAGAACAUCCAAAUUAAUUAAAUAAGUAAUUAACCAGCCCAAUCUGCCAAAGGAAGAUUAGUAGGAAGGAUUUGAGGAGGAGAAAGCGAACAUGACGCUCAUUUGCCAUGUCUAAGACAGCGGUGAAGAAGCUGCACUGGCGUUCCAAGGUGCAGGACUGCUUCGUCCCUUUGCUAGGCUCGUCGGGGGAGCUGGGGAUCUCCAUUGGUGGAGGAGCAGAUUAUGGAGAGUUUCCUUUUGUCACGUCGGCUCCGGGGGGAGGACUCACAGUGGGUGAUAUCAUCCUAGAAAUUGGGGGAACACCUGUGUUAGGGAUGACAUUGGGAGAUGUCCGUGGUGUUCUCAACUCCUGCCCCCAUCCUAUCCGCAUUAAAACUGUGUCACCAGGCUCCACAUUGUGCAAGGAUCUCAGGUUGUAUCUGAGUAAGUGCUUCACACCCGGCUCAGUGGACAGCCAACUUCAGCAGGUCAUCCGAGAGAACCUCUACCUCCGCGCUGUACCUUGUACAACCAGACGGCCCAGGGACGGGGAAAUCUCAGGGGUAGACUACAACUUCGUCUCCAUUGAGGAGUUCUUCUCCUUGGAGGAGUCAGGAGCACUGCUUGAGAGCGGCAAGUUCAAAGGGAAUUACUACGGCACACCUCGACCCGUUCACAUCAGCCCAGAGAGCCCCCCCAUCACCUACCAGGAACACCGCAACCUGCUCAGAAACUUCCGCACACGCAGCAAAUCGCUCAGCAACCUAGAGAAGGCUGCAGAGGACGGUGAAAACAGCGAGGACGACUCAGGCCUGUCAGGAGGCUCUGCAGGUGUCAGCAGCAGUGUCCCUCCAAGCCACCGCUCCCCUGGUCGGCCGCGGGCAUCCAGCAGCGGCGGGGAUGGUUGUGCCAUAGAGAACGGGAUCAUCUGCAGCAGAAGUGGUGCCAGAGUGAGAGCGGUGAUGCCAGAUCACUGGGAGCAGGCCUUUAGUGACCCAGGAGAGUCUCAUUACGAUCGCAACCCAAAGAGGACCAGCUGGCAGAGUCCUCGAGCCUCAAGCAAGGAGACAGUCUACAAAAAUGAAUGGUUCACAGAUCAUCCUGGGGAGCUUCGGGGUUUCCCUGUCCACACACACUUGACCAAAGGCUCCAGAGGGUUUGGUUUCAAUAUUGUGGGGGGCAGCAGGCCAAGAGAGUUCCUCCAGGUCUACAGUGUGACUGCAAGUGGACCUUCAGCACUCAAGACAGCGGACAUCCUUGUGUACAUCAAUGAUGUUUGUGUGUUGGGAGUGUCUCACAAAGAGGUGGUAGAGAUGCUCAAGUCGGUGCCUGUGGGCCACAGCGUGGAUGUAGAGGUUAGAAGAGGGUAUCCCAUGCUCUACAACCCCGACGGCUGUCCCAAGCAGCCCCCACCGAGGCUACUGGACAGCGGGGACCCCAUCCUACCACCUACCACCUCCCAGCCUCAGCCUCUUCACCAGCUACCUCGCCUCCCAACACCCACUCCCCAGGCCCAUCACUUUAACUUUAAUGGGGUCCACAGUGACAGGAGAUACAUGGAACCAGGGGUGACUCUAGAUGCAAAUGGAAAUGCAAUGUCAUUCGCAAUCAAACAGCCGCCCUCAUACAGACGCUCCAGUAUGAGCAAUGCUGCCUCCUCAUCCCCCAUGCGCCCGCCUCGUUCCUUGAGAAGUUUAGCCCGGCUGCAGUCACUCGACCCAUCCCUGGCCAGCCAGAGUGACAGUGAAGUUGUUUCUGCGAUCGGUUCACACAGGGCAUCAAUGAUUCGUAAUCACAACAACAACUCCCUCUCAACACCCCCCCAUCCUCUACGUUAUGGCACAUCCAAGUCGUCUGAGAGUGACCUGUCCACCUGCACCCUGUCUGGGUCACGGCUGCCCCUGCCUCAGUCACCCAGGAGGCCGUCUUCCUCCCCCGGCGGCCCCCGCAGCACUCACUCCCACCUCUUCAGACCCCAGACCUCCCACCUCAGACCUCCUCCCACCCCGGACAACCCCCACCACCGCAGCUUCAACGGUUUCCAUGGUAACACCAGCCCCACAGCGAGUCCCAGCAGUGUGUCCUCCCCUGGGGCAAUGAGUGUGGGCAGUGGAUUUGGCAGCGGAGGGGAGCUGGUGCCAGUGGCCUUGGCCCAGACUGAAGGAGACAGAGGCCUCGGCUUCAGCGUGACGGCUGGUGGUCCGGGAGGCAGGAUGACUAUAGUGAAAAGAGUCUGGGACAGGAAACAGUGCAACUCCCUGCAGCCAGGGGAUGCUAUUGUCAAAAUCAAUGGAGCUGAUGUCCAGAGCCUUAGCUUUGCACAGGUGCAAACAGUUCUCCAAGAACACACCAAACAGGGAGAAGUCACCUUACUGGUUUACAGAGGAGCCAUCUACCAUUCAGCCGUCUCCCCGGCCUCACUUCGGAGACUCCCUCCGCCUCUUCUCCGCCCACCUCCUCCACCUGUUGGCUCAGACGGCUCCACUGUGCUCCCAGAAGCACUGCCUAUGCCGCGUGCUUCCAUCAGCACUCCUCCCUCCCCAGCCCCAACACGUUCCUCGCUGAUCCAGAGCACCAGUUUCUUGGAGUCGAUUCCAGUGACCCUGACGAUGGAGCCCAAAGACUGGAUCAACACGGGCCUGGAGGAUGAGGCGGAUGGUGUCACAGUGCCUGAUUCCGGUCUGGAGAGGCAGAGCAGGGAACGAACUCGGCCGUUGCGAGGGUUUGACGUGGAGCUGAGGAGAAAGCCAGGAGAGGGCUUUGGGUUCGUCAUUGCCUCUCAGGAUGUGGAGAAUGGCAAAGCUGCUUCUCUGCUCCCUCACCGGUUUGUGACGGUCCGUCGAGGCAGCCCAGCAGCCAAGAGUGGGCAGAUCCGGCCUGGAGAUCGACUGGAGGCAGUAGAGGGACGCUCAGUGGUGACUCUGCCUCAUCGGGAGCUUGCUCAGAUACUUCGCAGAGUGGGAAACACUCUACGGCUCACCAUUGUCCCCCGUCCAAGCACCUACUCUUCAGGCCUUUCAGAAACAACUGAAUAUGACCCCGGUCACAGAAGCAGAAAAGGUCAGAGGUCACGUCCAAAGCGUGACUCCAGGUAUUACAGUGUGGACCUGGAUCGUGGCCCCUCAGGCUUUGGCUUCAGCCUCAGGGGGGGCAGUGAGUACAACAUGGGCCUCUAUGUCCUGGGACUGAUGGAGGGGGGGCCAGCCUCGCGGAGCCAGAAAAUGCAGGUGAGUGAUCAGCUUGUAGAGAUCAAUGGGGACAGUACAGCAGGGAUGACCCACAGCCAGGCUGUCGAGCAGAUCCGCAGAGGAGGCCACCGCAUCCACCUGGUGCUCAAAAGAGGAAAUGGCUAUGUACCUGACUAUGGCCGUGAGCACAGAAUCACCUCCCCCUCCCUCCUGCGUCACCCCAAGGAGCAGGGUUUGGCUGCAGUAGACUCCACUGGGCGGAGGGGGCACAGCUCCAAACAGAGGAGGAGCAGGUCUUCAAAUGGACACGGGAAAGAAAAAGGGACUGGAAGGAGAAGAAGACGGGCCUCAGAGGGAGGGGGACGCUCGGGUUUACAAAGCCCCAUCUCUGAGCAGGGAGAAGGGUCUCGGGAAGCCAGGGACAGGAGGAGGAGAAGAAGGAGAGGGUCUCAGAGUCUAACCAGAGAUGUCCUCAGGAAUUAUGAUGAUAGUGACAUGGAAAAAGGAACAGUGAGGGGAAGAAAAAGGGAGAGGAGAAGGAGAAAAAGCAGGAGUGAGGAGAGAAUGGUAGAGGGAGAGGAGGACCCAGAGGAAGAGAAAGAUGUACCUGCUGUUGAGGAGAGGGUGGAAGAUAGGAAGGAAGAGUUGGAGGAGAGAGUGAAUUUAGAGAGAGCCGAGAGUAAAUACAGUAUUAUCCUACCCAUUGCAAACCAAAAGCUUCCCAGACCCAAACAGAACUGGGAGGCUGUGUAUGAAGAAAACUGGGACAUGGCAGCAGAGUACAGGGAACUGAGGAAAACAAUGGAGCUGGAGGAGCAGAGGUCAUGGGAUGAUGACAGGGGUGGAAGUAAAGAGACAGAGCUGAAUGAGGAUGAGAAAGACGACGAUUUGAGUGGGCGCAUCAAGAGGCCUUUACCAAGUGUUGCUGUGAUAGAUCCGGUGUCAGAGAGAAAGUUCUUCUCGUCCCUCACCUCUGCGCUGUCCAUAGAGCAGCUGGGAGACGAUGAGUCAGAGUCUGGAGGCAGCCAAUCUGAUGGCAGCGUGUCUGCUGCCAGCAUCUCAGGCCUUUCACUGGCCGCCACAGGAGCAGGCGGGCACAGGGCCGUGGUGCUGCCAGGCCCUUGGCUCACACCCAGCCAACAGAGGGUGGCACAGGUUGUAGGGGGGAACAGGCACCCCGGAGGGCAGGCAGGACAGGAGGGAGGAAGAGGUGCUGUCUCCUAACUUUCAACAGGAAGUAGAGCAUGCAGCAGCAGAAUGAUACUGUAUCAGAUUCUGUCCAUCUUACACUGUUAGACCUCAACUUGUUUUCUGCAGCUACCCACACUACCAACAUCUCUCAGUCACUUUGAUAUCUACAGUAGUAUGAAGUCAUAUUUUUUGUGCCUUUUUACAGCUGACUUCUGGCUGAUGUUAAAUGUCAAUAUUGCAUUUUUACUUGUAAAUGACACCAACAUGGUAAAGUUAUGUCUUUGUUCCUGGUGAAACCAACAAUGACAUUGUCUUUUUCCUGAGGCACUGUUGCCCUCAUUAUGUUGCACUCCUCUCUUUACGUUUGCUGCAUUUGUGAUAGAUAUUCCCAGGACAACAAGGUAUCUCAGACAGCUUUGUUUAACCUACUUCCCAUCUCUCACUCACCUCUCUGCUUCUCUCUGGCUACAUCAGUACAGUGUCCUCUCUUAAGUAACACCACCACCACCACCACUGUACAAAGACUUUCACUUAUACCUCAUGAAGAUACUGAGCAAUAAUAAUGCAACGGUCCGAGACUAUCAGCCAUUCGUAUCCACUGCGCCGCAUUGGUCUGGUCUGAGAGGAAACAUUGUAUUGUGUUUGUACAUUAUCCUCUUUGUCUUAUUGCCUCAACUUGUAAUGUCAUUCUAUAUAACUGAAUAUAUGAUUGUGAUAAUGCAAAUCCCUUUUGACAGCAGGUGUGAAAUCUAUAAUCUGUAAAUAUUUGUAGAGAAAUAAAUGACACAACCUAUUGAAAAUACUAUACUGACUGGAGCCAAGCCCUGAUUUGUAUUACUGUAUUGUAAUACAUCAUAAGUAUAUAUAAAUAUAUGCAGUAUAUAUUACAUACAAUAGCUACACAUUCAUAUUAUUUAUUAUUGUGUGAUGAGAAAUAACAUGAAAAAUGCUAUAUAGCUUUUGUGAAGGCUCAAAACGUAAACAGAUUAAGAACUAUAUUGUACCUGCCCCAUUCAUAAAUGAAUGUUUUGUAAUAUGCUGCUUGAGUGUGGAUUAGGAUGCUCUGUGUCAUACCCUACUUCAGAAGUCAGCAAAAGAUGCCAAAAAUAUGCAUCCAGCGUGCAUAUUUCCAGUACUGUUAAUAUUGUGUAUGUGCAGUCGGAACAAAACCACUGUCUAGAUUCUAGAGAGUGCUGUGCCCAUCGUGCCACGUACAGUUGCCUUGGUAACAUAAACCACUUUAUCCUAACCACUGAUUUUUCUUACUGUGAAAACCCUUGCUCCAAGGUCUCUAAUACGAGAGGUGGGUGGGCCGUUUAGUAAUUUCAGUCAUGCCAAAAAAAAAAAAGAAGACAAAGCCCUUACUGUAAAUCCACAAAAAUAAAUAUCAUAAGCCUCUGCAGAAUCUGAGCUCAGUGCUGCGUCUGAGAUGACAAAAUAGCACAUAAUUUUGUUUUGCUCUAUUUUUUAAACAUUCUGUUAUGGAGAAGAAGAAAAAAACUGGAGUCAAGCUGAAUGAAUACUGUGAGAUGUUAUUUUUCUAUGAAAUUAUCUUUUUUGAAAUACUCAGGUUUUCAGAUACUUUGCUCUAUAGAUAAGCCAUUAGGAGGAAAAGCUACAGAGUGACUUCACGUCAUUUUCAUAACACAUUCAUAUUAUUUAAAUGUUAAAGCAACAUUUUGUUGAUCAUCUGUGGCAGCAUUUGGAGACGCAGACUGUUACAGCUGUUUGUUACCAGCCCAUAAUUAUCUAAAGGUUGAUGCUAUAAUGAAGCCAUUUGUUUUUUUUUUUGUGCCCACCACAAACAAACCACAGGACUGAAAUGAACUGCUUGGUGUGCUCUGCCCAUUUGUUUGCAUUGCUGUGCUGCCCAGAAAUGGCAGGACAGUGACCAAACCAACAUACUGCAAUCCCCAACCAGUGACUAUACACAGUAGCUUGGUAGCAUAUAUGUAAGAGUUAUUUUAUAAGGUUUGCUAAUGUUCUUUUUUUAGACUUUGAUUUCCUAUGGGGGAUUAU
This is a messenger RNA of Toxotes jaculatrix (banded archerfish), 6557 nucleotides long. RefSeq names its product membrane-associated guanylate kinase, WW and PDZ domain-containing protein 3 (gene magixb). Lineage: Eukaryota; Metazoa; Chordata; Actinopteri; Toxotidae. Gene Ontology annotation, cellular component: cytoplasm. The transcript is spliced from 17 exons. Gene Ontology annotation, molecular function: protein binding. Gene Ontology annotation, biological process: signal transduction. The record is from RefSeq and is a predicted model, not a curated record. The coding region runs from base 288 to 4571 and encodes 1427 amino acids.